AUGGGUCGACGAAAGAUCGAAAUUAAGGCCAUCACUGAUGAUCGAAAUCGCUCCGUAACCUUCCUCAAGCGCAAGGGUGGUCUCUUCAAGAAGGCACACGAGUUGUCAGUCCUUUGUUCUGUAGACGUUGCCGUCAUUAUAUUUGGUCAUAAUAAGAAAUUAUACGAGUUCUCCUCGGGCGAUAUCAAUGAGACUCUUGGACGAUACCAAUAUUAUGGCCAACCACACGAGCAUAAAGGACCUGCUGAUUUUCCCGGAAAACAAAGCAUGGAUGACGAUGAUGAGGAUGAAUCCCUUCCCGAGGAAGCCCCUCCCAAGACUCACAAGACAGUCCCCCAACAGAUCCAAAACCAACCCACCUUCCAACAUGUCAACCAUCAGCCUUCCGCAUCCCCGCCAAUGCCUAAUGGCGUUUUCAAUCCUCGACGCGGAACUCCGCAGCCAGUCAUCUCGCGGCCGCCAUCGAGAAACAACCUCCAGCGGGUCGGUUCGGGGCUAGUUCCACAGCAGCAGCGUCACCAUGCAACCCCACCACCUGCUCAAAACGGUUUUACAUAUAUGCCAAACCCUUCCAUGUAUAACCCACAAACGAACCCAAAUAUGCCCCAGCAGACCCCCCGACAGGGCCAAUAUCCCUAUCAUGCCAUGCCACAACACCAGCCAGUUCCGCAACCGACACCGCAACCGCCGGUUCAGCAUCACCCUCACCCUCAUCCUCACCAUACCCAGCAACGUCCUCAUCCUCUACCAGUGCAGCACCCACACCAAUCUCAACCGCAACCACAACCGCCACGAAAUCACACUCCACAACCCCCUCAUCAGCCCAUGGGCCAGCCCGCGCAGCAAUACAUACGCGAGCAGCAAAAGCGACAGUCUGUUUCGGUGCCACCGGCAUUUCCCCUUCCAGAACGACCCGUACAUUCACGAUCACCAUCCCAACAACAACCGCAACCGCAACCCAAAACGGAACAAACCCAAACUCCACCUCCCAAGCCUUUACCAUCAAAAUCGCGAAGCAUCUUCACCCCAAUUGAUGAUCGCGGUUCCGUACUUGCGCAGCAUUUUGGAUUUGGUCCGCAAUCUUCCUCUCCAAAGACCGAUUCUCCCCCCAAACCUGAACAGGAACCUACCGAUUCAACAACUAACCAUUCCGUACCCCUUGCUCCACCUCCUGCAAGGUCUGCAACUCUACCUGCCCACUCCCAAGGCAUGCACUCCCUCUCCUCGAUCCCCGAUACCUCCUCGAUCUCCCGCUCAAACAGUCUCCAAAUGGGCGCCAAACGCCCACGCCUGAAAGUUCAGAUCCCAAGCGAAAAUUCAGAUGCAGACAGCGCCACUGCAGAUUCAUCCCCUCGAGAAUCAACAGGAAACACAGCAGCCACCCCCGCCCGAGGCAGCGCAGAUACAGGACACUCCGGUGUUGUUCUCCCCCCACCCUCCCCAUCCACAACCACACUUCUAAGCGCAGGUGCCCAAGGCCCGCCAAACCCAUUUGCCCGCCCUCCACCUCCAGCCGUAACGGCUUCUCAAAAUAACCCGGCAUACCCCAGCAACAAUACCAACAGCAACAACAGCAACAACAGCAAUGGCAUCAAUAGCAGCAACAAUAAUGGCAAUGCCAUCGACACACCCAUUUCCGCGCUCCCCAGCCGCUUUGUAUCAGAUAACUUGCUUCCAUCGCCAUCCAGCUUUUAUCCCGAAUGGGGCUUUGGGAGAUCAGGGCCCGAUAGUAAUGUGUUACCAAGUCCAUUGACGUUUCCUACGCCUGUUGUGCAGAGUGGGCCUGGUUUUGCGACUGUUGGUGUUGACGUUGGUUCUAGUGGUUUGAAGGAAGUUGAGGAUGGGGGUUUGAUGGAGAGGAAGAGGAAGAGUUCUGAGGGUGUUGGUGUUGGUGUUGCUGAGGGCAUUGCGACGGGGGGAAAGAGGUUGAAGGUAGAGUGA
This is a messenger RNA of Paracoccidioides brasiliensis Pb18, 1941 nucleotides long. RefSeq lists its product as uncharacterized. The record is from RefSeq and is a predicted model, not a curated record. Gene Ontology annotation, biological process: positive regulation of transcription by RNA polymerase II. The coding region runs from base 1 to 1941 and encodes 646 amino acids. The transcript has 3 exons. Gene Ontology annotation, molecular function: RNA polymerase II cis-regulatory region sequence-specific DNA binding; protein dimerization activity; DNA-binding transcription factor activity, RNA polymerase II-specific.